CCGUACAGAAAACAUAGCCCAGCUUACCCAAAAAUAAACACAGACUUAAAAAAAAUGUGAAGUGAAAAGUGCCAAACCUAAAUCACUAUGCUGAACGGAACGACAGACAGGGGCGGAGUGUCCCUACAAUCGUCUCCAGUGAAGGUCUCAACGUCCCCAGUUAGGGCCACAUCUAGUCCCGUGCGGGCUCCACCAUCCCCACUCAAGAGUUCCUUAGCCAGUGGGAGACGAUCUCCUAGGAGAUGUCAGUUCGCGGCCCCAGUAGAGGAUGCGAGGGAUAAGUGUGGGGCCUCAUGGUUGUGUCGAAGAGGGGCCGGGAUUGGGGAGGAAUCCGACCCUGAAAGGUCACCGGGACCGAGUGCCCCGGUGCUGCAGGCCUGUGACGAGUCUGUGCCUCCGCCGAAGAACUGCUUCAGACUGGUUAUGUUGGGGUCAGCUCGCGUGGGCAAAACCUCACUGGUCUCCAGGUUCCUGGGCACGAAGUUCGAAGACAGCUACACGCCGACCAUCGAGGACUUCCACCGUAAGCUGUACAGGAUCCGAGGAGAGGUCUACCAACUGGACCUGUUGGAUACCUCGGGAAACCACCCCUUUCCUGCCAUGAGGAGACUGUCGUUUCUUACUGGUGAUCUCUUCGUGCUCGUAUUCGCGAUGGACAGCCGGGAGUCAUUCGAAGAGGUGAUCCGUCUUCGGGAACAGAUCUUGGAGACGAAGGCGAGUGCCAGCAGCGGAGGCAGCAGGGGCCGGCGGCAGGCACCCAGGGUACCUAUGGCGAUCGCUGGCAAUAAGUGCGAUAGGGACCUUAAAACCGUCCAGCCCGAAGAAGCAGUAGCGUACUGCAACACCCAAGAUUCAUCGUGCGUCUUCGUCGAAACCUCAGCCAAGAAAAACUUUCACGUAGACGACUUAUUUUACGAGCUCUUCGUUGUAGCAAACCUACCUUUAGAAAUGGCCCCGAACCACCACAAGAGAGUCAGCACAGCAUUUGGAAGCCCCUGUACCUUACCCCCAACCAGCAGCCAAAGUAGCAGAAGUAAAAAAUGUACCCUUUCAAUCAAGAGAAGAUUAUCUGACGCUUGUGGAGUCGUAGCACCAAACGUCAGACGGCCUAGCAUCAGAACUGAUCUAAUGAUAAUGAGAACCAAGACUUGUGCCAAAGGGGAUACGGAUAGUACGAGUGGCAGUCCGAAAAUAACCCUGAACCGCCUUGUAAGGUCCUCAGGACAGAGUGAAAAGCGUUCGUGUGUUGUACAGUGAUAUUUAAUGUUAGUAUUGGUCAGGUUUUAGCUGUUGACAGGUGCUGUUAAGGGUUGAGUGCUCCAAUGACCCUAAGAGGUUGGUGCUGAUCGUGCAUCGUUUUAGAUGCGUAGAUAUCGAGUUUGAUGAGUAGUUUUUUAUUUGUUAAGGAAACGACUGAUGGUUGGUGUUUAAGAACUAUGCUCAAAUUGAGGUGCUGUUGGAAAUUUGGAAAUAUUGUUUUUAUGGGCAAAGAAUCGCGUUUAAGGUCGUAAUGUAAUUAAUGUCUUUAAAUAUUUAGGCCUGGUCUCAAAAUUACUAGGUAUGUAUUUGUAAAAUUUCUGACAAGCAGUUUGCUUAUUUUGAACUCUUCAUUAAGUUUAUAUUUAAUUUUAAUUGAAUGUCAUCAAACUCAAUGUCUAUGCAUUCUAACAAGACAAGCCCGACUGAUGGCUGAUUUAAACAAUCUGCGUCUUUUAUACGUUUAAAUGGAGUUUGCAAUGAAAACAAUGGGAUUCGUAAACACCCAUUGGUAUUAAUCUUUUAGAAUUAAUCAGAUAUAAUGAUUGUACAAUUGCAACUUAAGUUGUACUUGGAAUUGUUUUAAUCAACCACAUUAAUGAAUAAAUCUAUGUGUUAAUGUUUUUAGGACUCGUGGAGUUCAUUACAACUAUGAAAACUUCUGAAUUGAAACCUUAUUUCAGAGGUUUUGAUCUUCGAUACACCAUAUCAUUCAUAUUUUGAAAUCUAUUAUAAAUGCUGUCUUAAAUUUAAUAAAAAACAAAAAGCUAUCUUAUCCUACUUACGUAACGCAAGCAGGAAUCGCGCUUAUUACUCCACGAGUUUCUAGCUCAAUACAAUAGACAUAAGGUUGAUAUUUGUAUGAACAACAAGUAUUAGUCACGUUGUUUAAAUGAUGGAAAGCAUAUGGGAUAAGAAGAAAUUACGUAAUAUGUUCAAUAGUAAUAAUAUCACGUUAUGUGUUAAUGAACGUACUUAACGAGAAUGGCUGUUGAGCUUGGAAUGUGCUACAUAAUAAACAAUGUUUAAUGGACUAAUUAAUUAUAAACUCAAACUUUUUAUUUCGAAACAUUUCAGUUACAUGUAACUGUUUGUACGUUCACAAUAGAAUUUUCUGCAAUUGUGUAUUGAAUAGAAAUACUACGUAUGUAUGUGUAUUCUUUCACACUACGGUACUAAUAUUGAAACAUGUUUUUUUUUGUUCUAUAUGUAAAAAAAAAAUAUAUUUUAUUUAAAUAGUAACUUUAUAUAAUUGUUAAUACCGUUUGUGAUAUUUUAUGUUAUCAUAGUUUUCAAUUAACUUAGUAUUAUUUUUUCAAUAUUUGUACUGUAAUGUUGACCAAUAUUUAUUCUAAAUAUACUUAGUACUUAAUACUAUCUACUAUUUGCGCGAGGCUAGAAAAUAUUUUGAGUUGCUUUCUAAUAUUAUAUAACUUAUCAUAAAUAUGUAUAAACUUAGGCAUGGCUACUAACUGUGUAAUCCUAUAUCAUUGUUGUGAUGGGACCAAAAAAUUUGCAAAAUUUCUUUUGUUAUUUGAGAAAAGUGUAUCGGUCUCUUGUAAAUAAAUUGUUGAGAAAAAAGUGUAUCUAAGCAUUGUGUUUGUGAGAAAUACGUUGCUUUUAUUAAUUUGUUGAAUUUUAAAUAUGAUAAUAAAAACUACUGAAUAUCGAAUGUGUUGCUAAAAGUUUCGUUAUUUUGUGUACAAAAAAGCAUUGCGUGGGGCGUUAAUGACUAAGAUGGGAUUGUUUUUAAAAAUCGAUACAAAAACACCACAAUUAUAGGCCGCGUUUACAUAUUGCAUAUUCUUCAUACCUGGGUAAAGUAUUGCACACAAAGACAUUGCCAAUAAAUAACAUGUAAUAUUUAAAACAACACAUAAAAAAAUUCAAUCCAAAAUCGCUAAGACAGAGCAUGUCAGAAGUUUUUAAUCGACUUCCCAGAAAGGAGGUUCUCAAUUCGUCAGGAUCUUUGUUUUUGUACCUGCAGCUCACUCGAUAAGCAGAAUAUUGAAUCUGCAGACUCGGCCUGUGAUUUAAUAUCUUAUUACCUUGCUUAAGUUACAAUGUAAAUGAAAAAUGCCAAUUCGCAUUGUUUGUAUUAUUGUACUUACUUGUAAUUAGCCGUGUAAAUGAUGUAUCAUUUUGUAACU
This is a messenger RNA of Helicoverpa zea (corn earworm), 3407 nucleotides long. RefSeq names its product GTP-binding protein Rhes. Gene Ontology annotation, molecular function: GTP binding; GTPase activity. The transcript has 4 exons. Lineage: Eukaryota; Metazoa; Arthropoda; Insecta; Lepidoptera; Noctuidae. The coding region runs from base 88 to 1257 and encodes 389 amino acids. The record is from RefSeq and is a predicted model, not a curated record.